AAAACUGCCAACCUGAAAGCUGAGACAGGGUCUGGACUUUGGCACUGAUGGCUGAGAUGGAAAAUGUGUCGUACGUACCUUUGAAGCAGCCCAUUGUGCUCAUAGUGGAAGGUUUCAACGUAACCAGGCAGCAGGGGUACCCCCUGUUCGUGCUCUUGUUGAUCGUGUACGCCGUGAUGCUGCUCGGAAACAUCACCGUGGUUACGGUGAUCGCCAGGAAUGCCAAGCUCCACAAGCCCAUGUACGUGAUGAUGUGCAACCUGGCAGUGAGCGACCUGCUCGGGGGCACUGUAAUCAUGACCCAGCUGAUGACCCACUUCCUGACUGGGGACAGGACCGUCAGCUACGUGGGGGCCUUUGUACAGGCCGCCUCUGUGCACACGUACCACUCGGUCGUCGCCACCAUUCUGACGGCCAUGGCGUACGACCGCUACGUGGCCAUCUGCCAGCCGCUGCACUACCAUGCCAUCAUGACCACUAGGAGGCUGGUUUUACUGUGUUUCUCGGCCUGGUUCUUCGUGCUCUGCCUGGUCGUCGCUCGCCUCAUUAUGAACGUGGGAAUACCACUGUGUGGGACGUUAAUCACACACGUGUACUGCAGUCAUGGAUCCAUUCUGAGUCUGGCAUGCCUCCCCACCCCCAUCAACGACUUGUUCGGUAAUUGUUCGAUUUAUACCAUAAGUACGGGCUGCUUCUUAGGCAUUGUCUUUUCCUAUGCGAAGAUCCUCAAAGCAUGCAUUGUCAAAAAGGAGAAAAACAGUUGGAGCAAGGCCAUACAUACAUGUGCCUCCCAUCUCACCAUUUAUCUCCUCUUUGCGAUCUCCUUGUUCCUCAUUGUGAUGACCUACAGUAUGAAAAACAUUAACCCCAAUGCCAAGAAGUUUUGCGCCAUUUUUUUUAUCAUCGUGCCCCCCACAGUCAACCCAAUCAUCUAUGGCAUCGCCACAAAAAAUAUUCGAACAAACAUUGUGAAGUUUUUCAAAUCCUCUGUCUCACCAAAAUAGGGAAACCAGCCAGUACCACCCUGUUAACCAAAUAACAUUAUUUAGAUGUAUUUCUUAGGGUGAGGAAAGAGCUGAAGUGUUAUCUUCUCAUCACAACAUUUUCCUACAGAAAAAGUCAGAUGGGCUUUUUUUCCCCCAAACAUAGCUGUAAAGUCAUGAUUUGCAGACUGGUAAAAACAGUGACCAUGGUAAAAACCUUGGCACAGCACUGUUAUUCUACACACCCUUCCACAACUUCACUGCAUCAUUCUCAAUAAAGUUUUGUGCCAGCUGAUCAGAUGGUUUUUCUUUUCAAACAAUUUGAACCAUUCUCCAUCUUUUUUUCCCCAUGAAGCUUUUGCAUUAUAAAAAGCAUAUCUAGCCUACAUUUUAUAAAUAAGAAGCUAUUUACUUUUUAAAGAAAAUACAAUAAUUGCAAUCUAGUUUGUAGCUGUCGUCAUAUUUUAUUAGUGUGAUUCUGUGACUGUAUAAAAACAGAAUAUUAUACAAGUAACAAGAAAAACCAGUUGACACUACAGAAUGUGCAAGACUGCAUCCAGACCUACCCACCCUUUCUUGCUACUGUAUUAAUGGCUGUAUUUUGUUAAUCGACUUGUACAUUUUUCUUUUAUGUAAUUUUUUUCUUCUGCAAGCACUUUGAAGAUCGUGUUCUAUGCAGAUCUAAUACAAAUACAGACCAUUUCAUCUCCUACAAAGGAGCUAGAGGCAGUUAGCAUUUCAGCACACUGUUACACUGUAGCAGACCAAAGUCUUGGAGAGGAUGAUUGACAGCGCAAAACCCGAUUACCUAUGAUAGACCUACUGUAGCUGCUUUUAACUAAUGCCAAAGUUACUUAAAGGCAGCUGUCAUAAUAACGUUUGCAAGGGAGCGCAGAAAACUUCGGAUCUGGGUUCUUGUCCUCGUUUUUCGUACAGCCCACCACACACAA
Anguilla anguilla (European eel) is the source of this 1933-nucleotide messenger RNA. RefSeq names its product olfactory receptor 143-like. Gene Ontology annotation, cellular component: membrane. The coding region runs from base 48 to 1004 and encodes 318 amino acids. The record is from RefSeq and is a predicted model, not a curated record. Gene Ontology annotation, biological process: G protein-coupled receptor signaling pathway. Gene Ontology annotation, molecular function: G protein-coupled receptor activity; olfactory receptor activity. NCBI's taxonomy places the organism in Eukaryota, Metazoa, Chordata, Actinopteri, Anguilliformes, Anguillidae. The transcript is spliced from 2 exons.